Pochonia chlamydosporia 170 is the source of this 3012-nucleotide messenger RNA. RefSeq names its product sodium/calcium exchanger protein. Bases 1 to 3012 code for a protein of 1003 amino acids. Gene Ontology annotation, cellular component: membrane. Lineage: Eukaryota; Fungi; Ascomycota; Sordariomycetes; Hypocreales; Clavicipitaceae. Gene Ontology annotation, molecular function: monoatomic cation transmembrane transporter activity. The transcript has 2 exons. The record is from RefSeq and is a predicted model, not a curated record. Gene Ontology annotation, biological process: intracellular calcium ion homeostasis; transmembrane transport; monoatomic cation transport.
AUGCCGACAGCCAAAUUCAGAAGGGGCCGUUUGCGCUCCCGCCCGUUCGUCACCACCAUUGUGUUUCUAAGUGUCUUGACGGCCUACUCGGUGUUGCUGCAGAAUCAUCGCUAUGGGAGACACGAACAGCACCAUGACGCACCUCAGGGCGCUCUUUUUCGACGAGAGAAGGAACCUGUGUGCGGCGACGUACAUUCUGCCACGGAUCAAUGUGCGUUUGUGAAGAAAUAUUGCCUGGACGAGGACGCUGGGCUGGUACCAUAUCUCGAGUGGUACUUCUGUUCCUUUAAUGGUAUCAGGCCGAUUGGUUUCAGUCUUCUUAUCAUUUGGCUUGGGCUGCUGUUUACCACAAUCGGUAUUGCCGCCAGUGACUUCUUCAGCGUCAAUUUGAGCACAAUCGCCACCAUUCUUGGUCUCAGUGAAAGUCUCGCAGGAGUCACCUUUUUGGCCUUUGGCAAUGGCUCUCCCGACGUAUUCAGCACAUUCGCCGCCAUGAGCUCCAACAGUCCCGGCAUGGCUGUUGGCGAGCUCAUCGGUGCGGCUUGCUUUAUCACCGGUGUGGUUGCCGGCUCCAUGGCUCUCGUGCGCGAAUUCCGCGUAGACAGAAAGACAUAUGCAAGGGAUAUCUGCUUCUUCAUCGUGGCAGUGGCAUUUGCAAUGAUCUUCUUAGCCGAUGGGCAUUUACGGUUCUGGGAAUGCUGGGUCAUGGUUGGCUAUUACAUCAUAUAUGUGGUGACAGUGGUCGGCUGUCAUUGGUAUUCGACUAGGAGGAAACGACGGUUACGCCGAGAAGGCGAGGCACGAAGCCAUUUCUACAGUAUGGUUGGACACUCAGGUGAUGAGCUUGCCGGAGAGCCGUACCGCGAUGAACCCGAAACCCCUCAUGACGAUGUCAGGGACGACUCUCAUAGUGCUUCGGCAACGACGGACAUAUCGGCUCUUGAACGAGGGCCAAGGGUCGAAUUCGAAAACCAAGACCAGGAUAGUGCUGCAGAAGGCUCGAAUGAAGACGCCAGCGACCAAGAUCAUGAACGAAUGGUGGCCGCCGAAGUGUCGCGGAGCAUGCGUGUUCUACGAACAGGAAAAAAUAGGUCGACUCAGUUGAAUCCGAUACGUCCCAGUUUGGUUGGGGCGCUGGAAUUCCGAUCCGCCUUGGCGCAGCUGCAGCGAGAGAGUAAUCUGCAGCUGUCACAUAUCCCCGGAAGAAGCUACUCAGACUAUCAUGUCACUGGCCGAGAAAGGAGAGGCACGACCAGUGUGGUACCCGAUUCAGGUCUGUGGGAAACUGUGUCAACCCCUGGAGUUGGCCCCCGUGAGAGAGCGUUUUCAUACGGCGCGACGGCGGUAGCGUCGGCGCCCCUUCCUACAUUGGAGGAUGUAGAGAGCUCCAGCGACACGGAUAGCAAUCUAGGGAUUCCUGGGCAGGCUGCCUCAGCUCAUGCUACAACCACUUCUACACCAUACGUUGUUGGUGGAAGCCUGGCACCACCUCCUGUUGGCCCUUCUGGCACGAUCGACACUGCGAAGGCGGCUGAAGGCGGCCACGGGCAUGGAAAACAACCUGAUGCUCUGCGCCUGGUUAUACCCAGCAGGCGCAGUAGCCAUAGCGAAGGAUCGUCUCCAGCGUCGCCGUUCCCUCGUUACACCGACUCACCCUCGCCGAUGGCUGUAUCGCCUAACCCGCAUUUAGAGAGGACGGAAUUCAUGCUACCACCGCCGGUGGCGCCGCAUCGAGAUGGCCACUUUCCAGAUAUGUCGGAGACAGUGGUGGUCCCUCGACGGCCUGUACGGUGGUGGCCAUACUCUCUUCUUCCACCACCUCAUGUUGUUCUUGCCACGUUGUUUCCGACAUUGCAGGCAUGGGGUGAGAAGACCAUUUGGGACAAAUUCCUGAGCACCAUAUCAGUACCGAGCAUCUUUUUACUUGUAGUUACACUUCCAGUUGUGGAGUCUGAGACGAACGAAAGCUCGGUGGACGACUUGACUAUCCUGGAUGAUUCUAGUCGCCGCGACCUUGGCCACACGGCGCCGCCAGUUUCGGUCGAGCCGCAGCAGAUCGAGCCAGAAGGAGAAUGGGAGCGAUACAGAAGAUACACGCGAAGCCGUAGAAACAGCCGUGCGUCUGUUGAGGUUUCCUCCCCGCAGUUGCUCAUCACUCUUGAAAACGACGAUACCGCAGUAGCCUCACAGGGCGACACAACAAAUGCACAUGCCGUGGCAAAGCCACUGUCCGACAUGCCAUCGAUUAGCAACGCGAAUGACGAACCCUCGACGUGGAAUCGGUGGCUUGUUUGUGUGCAACUUUUUACAGGGCCUCUUUUUGCCGUGAUGAUUCUAUGGGCGAACAUGGCCGAAGAGUUUUCGGACCCGGGGAGAACACUAGUGAAGAUGAUAUUAUAUACCCUUCUUGCGUCACUUAUCCUUCUUGCUUUUCUUUUCUUGUUUACCUCAGACCACAAGCGACCCAAAUAUCACUUCCUCCUCUGCUUUCUUGGGUUUAUCAUUAGCAUCGCGUGGAUUUCGACAAUUGCCGGGGAGGUGGUUGGUGUCUUGAAGACGUUCGGGGUCGUUUUGAACAUAUCAGAGGCGUUACUCGGCCUGACUAUAUUCGCCGCUGGCAACAGUGUGGGUGAUUUGGUAGCUGACAUAACGGUGGCGCGACUGGGUUAUCCAGUGAUGGCACUAUCUGCCUGCUUUGGAGGCCCAAUGUUAAAUAUCUUGCUGGGGAUUGGUAUCGGCGGCGUGCUCAUGAUGGUACAAAAUGCAAACAAGAAGCACGCGAAGCAUCCAGAUCGACCUAUUCAAUAUGGUCCAUAUAGUGUGGAAGUUGGACCGACGCUCAUGAUCUCCGCUGUCACGCUUCUCAUAAUAUUGGUACUACUCUUGAUCAUCGUGCCAUUGAACAAAUGGAUACUGAGCCGCAAGAUCGGAUGGGGCUUGAUUGCACUGUGGACAUUGAGCACGAUUGCCAACGUGGUUGUGGAAGUGACUGGGGUGUGGCAGGAAUCGUGA